GUCCAAUUAAUACCGAGCAGGGUGUUGUCAUUGGUCGAUUGGCCGGUUGUUGGUGGAUAGAAGUGGAUCAAUCUAGUAUUACCCAAUCAUUUACAACACCCUUCUUAAAGCUUUCAUUUCCAUAUAUCAAUCUUCACUUUCUCUACAAACCCUCAGACAGUUUGCAUUACACUCGACCUUGAUAUCCUCCACAUCGAUUUCUCUUUUACUCCCUUACUUUUCUAGACCAUGGCAACUGUAGGCGAUGAUGUUUGCCCUCCUCAUGACAUUCAAGCGUUCACCGAUCUCGACGGCGCGACGGGGGUGCCUAACGAGGGUAAGCCGGAGGGCGAAUAUACUACUUUCUGGAAGUAUUAUCAGAAUGGAGAGGCGUAUUUCGCGCAAAUAUUCAAGCCUAGGCCCGAUAUCAACAUUGCAGAGGUAAAAGAAGCGAUGAGAAGAAUCCCGGACGCGGAUAUUUACCCAGAGAUACCAGAAGGAGUUAACCUUAAGGAAAUGGCAACAACUGAAAAGCCAGAUACCGAGUUAUACAUCAAGAGACCUUCCCUUCUCACGUAUGAGACCUCCAGCCCCCACGAGUGGAUUCGUGACGUUUUCUUGGGAGAGGCUGAGAUCAUGGAGAAAGUCUCGAGCAUCCAGCACAAGAAUAUAAUUCAGUACUAUGGCUGCCUAAAGAGAGAUGGACGUCUAGCGGGAAUCGCUCUGGAGCGUCACAAGUGUAAUCUCAAUGAAUUUUUCAUGUGGCAAAUGGAUAAGAAUGGCGCUAUAGACUCACAGCGCUUCAUGGAGGAGCUUGAGUCGGCAAUCUUCCACUUGCACCAGGCCGGAUUGGCGCAUAAUGACUUGAAACCAAGCAACAUACUACUGGAUAAAGAUAAUUUGCCAGUGCUAAUUGAUUAUGGGUCCUGUCGGCCGUUUGGUGGAAGGCUCAUGGAAGGGGGGACGCCCGGCUGGUGCGACCACCAAAAGCUAGUGAUGUUUUCCGACAAGGAGCAUGAUCUUUUCGGCUUGAAUAAGAUUCGAGAGUGGCUGGCUGACCCUGACCGAAAAUUGAACGGCUAGCUAGAGAUCAAGGAAUAAGUGAUCAUACAAUGAUUAUCUUCCAAUUAUUUAUAACAUUUUACAAUUUUGAAAAAUCUUUAAAUUUUAAUGACUUUCUAAAGUUAAAAAGG
Molecule: messenger RNA, 1172 nt
Organism: Annulohypoxylon maeteangense
Lineage: Eukaryota; Fungi; Ascomycota; Sordariomycetes; Xylariales; Hypoxylaceae
Product: kinase-like protein
Exons: 2
Coding region: 229-1062 (277 amino acids)
Biological process (GO): protein phosphorylation; mitotic DNA damage checkpoint signaling
Cellular component (GO): nucleus
Molecular function (GO): protein serine/threonine kinase activity; ATP binding
Source: RefSeq, a predicted model, not a curated record